GGAAAAGGAAAAGAUAACAAAUAAAAAAUUACCAUACUUCACCGACGAGCCGGCCUACCUACUUAUGUCUAACGCUCUUAGCCUAACAGGCAUCGAAACGUUCUCCCCAUCCGAAAAGACCCGCCGCAUAGCCGCAGUAGCCAAUGACCUCACCGCUUCAAUAAUCUACAUCGCCAAGCAAGCAGCGGCCGAAAACCUCAGCAUAGAACAGAUCGCGCCCAUCUACGAUCUAAUUGAUAAGGUGAACGUGGUGGGGAGGCGACAUACGAAGCGACUGGAGAGGGAGCUGGAGGAGCAGGAUAAACAAAUUGAGGAGAUGAAGAAGAUGCUGGGGGAACGGGAUAGGCAGAUCGAGGAGACUGCGGGGAGGUAUCGUGAGGAGAUUCGCAGGGUGGUAGAGGGGGCGGAUUUGGCGGUACGGGAGUUGAGCACGAGGGUGGAGACGCUUGAGCAACAGCUUAGGGGGUUGAGAUGUGAUGGGCUUGGAUAGUUCUAGUAAAGGGUAGGGGUAUAGGAGCGAGCAUGUAUGUAGUAUCUGAUCAUUGAUUGAGUGUUGUUGCUAUCACUGCCUCUAGGAGGCGGUUUGUCCAUGCGCUUCGAGGAAAUUCCGGUUGCGAUCAGCCCACUAGCGCAUUGAGCACAGUGUCUUUCUUAUAAGUAGUCAGCGCAAUUCCCUUGGUGCAUCAUCUCUCAUAUAUCUGCAUCUGUUUUCAGCAACUCUGCGUCUGCAGUGUGCAUUCCAAUCUUGUGAUGUCUUCCAAGGUUGUUGCUGUAGAUCCAACGUGAAUUCGC
This is a messenger RNA of Blastomyces gilchristii SLH14081, 792 nucleotides long. RefSeq lists its product as uncharacterized. Lineage: Eukaryota; Fungi; Ascomycota; Eurotiomycetes; Onygenales; Ajellomycetaceae. Bases 65 to 490 code for a protein of 141 amino acids. The record is from RefSeq and is a predicted model, not a curated record. The transcript has a single exon.